AGCCCCCGUGCAAAGGCUCCGCGCGGCUGCCGGUGCAGGGGGAGAGGAUGGCGCUGCGGGCAGGGGCUGCCUCCCGGCCCUCCGGCGGCAUCCUCAGCCCAGGCGAUGCAGGCACCACCCCCCGCCCCUGGUGAGCCGCAGUGCUCCGGGGGGGCCCCCCGCUAGCCCCAGCCCAGCCCGUGCAUUCCGCUCCGGCGAGGAAGGGAUGGGAGUGAGGGCAGCUGCUCAGCCGCAGCAGGCGAGCCAACGCGGCAGCCGCCCCACUGAAGGAGCAGGGGGCAAAGCCAGUGCGGUUGACUGAGGACACUGGGAGGCUGCCCUCCUCCUCCUCCGCCUGCAUUGCCGGCUCUUGCCUUCGCCCCCAGCCCCUGGAUCCCCCCUGCAAGGCUCAGCCAUGGGGGCGCUGAGCAGCAGGCAGAACGCCGGCGUGGAAGAGGUGGACAUCCCUUCUAAUUCAGUCUACAGAUACCCUCCGAAAUCCGGGAGCUACUUUGCCAGCCAUUUCAUCAUGGGAGGUGAGAAGUUCGACUCCACGCACCCGGAGGGCUACCUCUUUGGAGAGAACAGUGACCUGAACUUCCUGGGAAACCGACCUGUAGUGUUUCCUUACACCGCCCCACCCCCCCAGGAGCCGGUGAAGACACUCAGGAGUUUAAUCAACAUCCGCAAGGACACUCUGCGCCUAGUCAAGUGCACAGAGGAAGUGAAGACCCCUGGCGAGGAAGUCAGCAAAGCCAAGGUCCGCUACAAUGUGGAGUUCACCUUUGACACCGACACGCGAGUGGCCAUCACCAUUUAUUACCAGGCUACCGAAGAAUGCCAGAAUGGAGUAGCCAGCUACCUCCCCAAAGACACCAGCUUGCAGUCCGAGACAGUCCAUUACAAACGAGGGGUGUGCCAGCAGUUCUGCGUCCCCUCCCACACCGUCGAUCCUUCCGAAUGGGCAGAAGAGGAGCUGGGCUUUGACCUGGACCGAGAGGUGUAUCCCAUGGUGGUGCACGCAGUCGUGGACGAGGGAGAUGAGCACCUCGGCCACAGCCACGUACUGCUGGCGACGUUUGAGAAGCAUGCAGAUGGUAGCUUUUGUGUGAAGCCCCUCAAGCAGAAACAAGUGGUGGAUGGAGUGAGCUACCUCCUUCAGGAGAUCUAUGGGAUCGAGAACAAAUACAACACGCAGGACUCCAAGGUGGCUGAAGACGAGGUGAGCGAUAACAGCGCAGAGUGUGUGGUCUGCCUCUCGGAUGUGCGGGAUACUCUGAUUCUACCCUGCCGCCAUCUUUGCCUCUGUAACACUUGUGCAGACACCCUGCGUUACCAAGCCAACAACUGUCCCAUCUGCAGGCUGCCAUUCCGAGCCUUGCUCCAAAUCCGAGCAAUGAGGAAAAAACUUGGCCCUCUCUCUCCAACCAGCUUCAGCCCAAUCAUCGCCUCCCAAACGUCCGACUCUGAGGAGCACUCGUCUUCUGAGAACAUCCCUCCAGGCUAUGAGGUAGUGUCUCUGCUGGAAGCUCUCAACGGGCCCCUCACUCCGUCCCCGGCCGCCCUUCCGCUGCAUGGGCUUGGGGACAGCCACGGGGCAGGGAUGCUGCCAUCGUAUGGCAGUGAUGGCCACCUGCCUCCCAUCAGGACGCUUUCUCCCCUCGACCGCUUGUCAGACUGCAGCAGCCAAGGGCUCAAACUCAAAAAGAGCCUGUCAAAGUCAGUUUCUCAGACUUCCUCGGUCCUGCAUGAAGAAGAUGAUGAGAAGUCCUGCAGCGAAUCAGAAAUCAGGAUUUCCAGGAGGAAGUCUCCUCAUCAGCAUGAGGAGGAAUGUGGUGUGACACCAGAGAGUGAAAACCUCACCUUGUCCUCCUCGGGAGCAAUAGAUCAGUCUUCGUGCACAGGAACCCCUCUCUCCUCCACCAUCUCCUCCCCAGAAGAUCCUGGCAGUAGCAGCCUGGCCCAGUCCAUCAUGUCCAUGGCCUCCUCCCAAAGUCAGCAGUCCCAGAUCAGCACUGACACCAUGUCUUCCAUGUCUGGCUCCUAUGUCGCUCCCGGCACAGAGGAAGAGGGGGACAUGCUCCCAUCCCCUGCUGCUGCCAGUGGGAUUCCUUCAGAAGGAGAGUCAACCCCUGUGGAAUCUCCAGAUAGGAAUUUUGUCAGUAUCCCUGCGGAGGAGCGAGACGCAGAGGGGAACGAUGUCAUGGAGGAAGAGGACGGAUCUCCCACCCAGGAAGAUGGCCAGAGGACAGGUGCUUUCCUAGGUAUGGAGUGUGACAAUAACAAUGACAUUGACAUCGCGAGCGUGAAAGCGCUGGACAAUAAGCUGUGCUCUGAGGCCUGCUUCCCUGUAUCUAUUUUAUAAUGCCCCUUCUGCUGUGGGGUUCGCUCUGCCGCACGCAUCCCAACCCGGACUGUCUUCUCUCUGCCUUAUGCACCAGCAGCAGCAAGAGCCUAGUGUUCAUUUAAUCUCAGUGAAUUACCUGUUCCAAGUUACUUUGCUUUGAAACAAAACUGACCUUGAAGACAGCUACAUUUUUUGGAAAGAGAUGAGUUUUCCAAAGUUUGCAUGCCAUACGUCCACCUAAAAAUUGAGAUAAUGGAUGCAGAAAGCAGCACGCACAGCAAGAAGCAGCCAGCUAUGCAGAACAGGGCAAACCUGAGCUUCUUUCCUGCAGAUUCAAUGCACCCAACCGCUGUCAGAAUGCGCACGUUCAUGCGACAAUUUCAGGAAAAUUGCAUGGGCAGCUCUGAUUGCAUCCAGGUUACUGGAGGCGAUUGAAAGCUGUGACCACGCUACUGUUGAACUGUGUAAUGCUUUUUUUGUCACAAUCAUGGGGUUUGUGACAAAAAACUUGCCCCUUGUGGUGUUUUCACAAGGAAUUGUGGUCUUUCCACCUCCAGGCAGCGUGUGGCCGAGCAGCAUUCGGUCAGUUCUCAUCAGUGUGAAUCUGUAAACAUCCAGUGUUGUGCAGCAUCCAAGAAUGACCUGGAUUUUUAAAUGGUGGAAUUUAUUUUUUAUUGAAAGAUAAAGAAUUUUGCCCAAAAUGGUGUUGCCCCAGGGCUCCCUUCCCUUUGUUUUCGGUAAUUUGGGGCGGGGGGAUUUGAGGGAGGCUGCCAUGUUAAACCAGUGACUUUUUCAAUGAUAAAUGUCCAGUCUUGGAAAUGAUACAUGAAAGCGGAGACACUUGAUCACUCCUUUCACUGCUGUGGAUGUCUUUUUGGAGGAGAAUUAGGUAGGAGCAUCCUUGGAAAGAUCACAAGGCAGCAUCCCUCAGGGAGACUUGAUACAGCACAGGACAGUCUCGGUUACGCUGCCGACCUCACAGCAGGGACAAAGUUUAAAUAAACAUGACAGGCUAUUCUGAAUCUUCAGCAGAUUUAAAGUCAGGCAAGGGGGUAGGAAUGCAAGCCAAAGCAGGGAAAGAGCAGGCUAAAGAAAAUGUAGAUAAGUUAGAUGUAUUCAAGACAGCGGGGCCUGAUGAAAUUCAUCAUCGGCUUUUUAAGGUAGUAGCUGGAGCAAUCUCAGAACCAUUCGGCUGAGGUCCCAGCCAGCACUACAUUUCUAUGAUUCUCUGACGUUGGGGUAGGGUGGGGGGAGUGCAUGUAAUCAAUACCAUAUUUCUCUGCAUCAAGUCUCCCUGUGGAAUGCUGCCGUCUGAUCUUUGAAGGACUCUCCUCGCUAAUCCAGUUCUAUAUAAAGAGCCAUCUUAGUUAUGCAAUAUCUAGGUCCUAAUGGAUUUUCUCAUCUUGUUAAUUUCCUGUCACCUCUGGGACCUGGAGAUUUACUUGUGUAGCUCUGUAGCUCAACCUUGAAAUGAAAAUCAGUUAACAUUAGAAACAUAGAAUUCCACAAAUAAUCUUUGAUGCAAAAAUGCCAGAGCAUUGUAAAGUGAGUGUAAACAGUGUGAUGUAAAGGAGCAUUAGUAUAAAUCAGAAUUAAGCCCCUAAUGUCAAUUAGCAAAAGAUAACUCUGCUCCUGGGGAAUGAUUUGAAGGUACUGUAUUACUGACGAAAGCAAGCAGACAGUUUAAAUGGACACACUUUGCAAUAUACUGUGUACAUCUCAGUUAAAUUGGAACCUUAUUUUGCUGUGUGGGCGUCCAGAAACAGCAACCUUUAUUAAGGGCUUACAUUUUCCAAGUUGCUGAUCAAGGGCAGCCUCCAUUUACUGCACUGGAAAGAAACUGUGAGUGCCUCAACACUUUUGAGUAAUGCAUCCUUUAUUUAGCUCAGAAGCCUUGUAAAUUUUGGCCAUUGGGCCCAGUUUUGAACUGCUGUCAGUAUAGAUCAGAUGUUACUCCUCUGAAAUCAGUGGGAAUACACCCACAUCAAACUGCACUGAUGUGAAUUCAGAGUCCAGGUCAUACUGUUUCAUUUUGAUUGUUGUUUACUUUCAGAGUAAUUCACUCCACUAGGUACACAGCACAGCCCUCCAUAGAAAACUGCCUGGUGGUAGCACAUGCUGUUUACAUGAUGCUUCUGUAAAUUUACUUUCUGCCAUAACACUUCUUUCAGCAAAGCAUAGCUACAUUAAAGACCAAGAGAGCGUGCUUAGUAAAUUGCCCAGUAUUAUCUUUGGGCAUUGCAAAGAAAAUGAGCAUCCAGCGGAUCUCAUAUGGACAACUAUCUCUUGGGUAAACAAGGCUGAGGUAUUCUCUUCCUCUCUGGAAAUAUGUAAUAUUGCAGCUCACUAUUUUAAAAGCUGAUCUGUUUUAUCCCAGUCAUAGCUGUCAUAAUAUAUGGAAUCGCUGUCUUAAGCAAGAGCCAUUUGUUUAAAAAAAAAAUAGUAAACUAUACAAACUCAGUUCCAAACAAACAGGCUUUUAUCCAACAUGAAUUCUAGCUUUGUCUUCCUUGUUUACCAGGGCUGCUCCCUGUUUGGAACACUUUACAGCACAGAAACAUCUAGUGCCUGAAUAAUAUAUUCUAAGUAAGCAUAUCAUUAUAGGGGCUGCAAUUCCCUGAUCAGGAAAAGGGAUCCUUGUUGGAGUGCUUCUAGCAUGUGGUCCUACUUCUAUUUAAGUCAGUAGAAAUAGAGUCAGGCCCAUAGUUUCUCAAUCACUUUGGGGUCUGUGGUGUAAUACAUAUCCUAUAAUACGUUGUACAAACAAGAGUUUGACUACUUAGUGCCCAGGGUCCGGGAGAAAAUGGCUCUGAGGCACUUCACAAACAAAGGUUUUCCCAACAGUGGAUUUUCCCAGAGUAAUUCCAGUGGCAGAGGAUGCAUGAGAGGGUUCAUGGGUAUGUAUUGUCAGAGUUCCAUGGGAAUUGGGUGCUGAACUCCCACUCAAAUUCUGCAGGAUUUGAGUUUCUACCUACAUUAGGUCCUUUGAAAACACCAGCCUAAACCCCCCUUGGACCACUUGAUCCCUACACCUUGCAGGCAUCCCCCACAGAAAGUCUGUGGAGUAUGAACUCCAUGGGGCUAACCCUGUUCUCACUUACACUGGGUUAAAUCAGGAAUAUCUCUAUUGACAUCAAUGGAGAUAAAUUGGUGCAAAACCAGGGCAGGUGCGAUCAGAAUCAGGCCCACUGGGUUUGGAGGCAGGAAUGUUCAGAGUGCAGCUCCAUCCAAACACUCCCAAACCAGAACUGAGCCCAAGCUGUGUAAUCUUUUUUCACAAGGACACAUUUGUUUCUUUUUUUUUGGCAGUCGGGGACAGAUGUGAGGGAGCCAUGCAGAUCCCGGUGGGAUGGACAGGAGUUUGGGAGGAAGAGCCCCCAGGAAAGUGGGGAAGUUUGUGUCUCUCUUCAUAAAAGAAGCCUGGCUCAUAGAAGUGAGCUGUCCAGGCCCUGUCCUCCAGACUUGUCUUAUGCUAUUUUCUCUCCCGUUAGAUUUAACCGUGCACUCCCGUCUGUGGUAAUGGGUGGAGAACUCCACCGUAAACCUGGGCGUUCAGAUGCUGUGAACAUGCCAUUCAGCUUGUAGAGAGUCGAGUGGUAAUCACCAUUAGCUGGAGCGUGUGGCUUUGUAGGGCUUUGUUUCCCAACCCAGCAGUUUAAUGGCAUGACGUGUGGAAUACAGUGUCCCUUGGGUGCAACAUCUAUCCCUUCCGCCCAGAAGGGAGCCAGGGUGGGUUCCUUCCAUUUCUCCCAUCACAGCCAACUCAGAUGGUCUCUAAGGAACAUCGUCCGAGCUGGGGCACGGUGCCAGAGCCUUGUGUUAACCCAGCCGGGCGUGGCGGGGUUUGCAUGGAGAACCUCCUGCAGUAAUACAAGGAUCACAGGGUAACCAACCUCCUGUGUAUUGCUGUUUCUGUUUUGUGCGUGUGUCUUUUGUUCACCAUUUGCUUUUGGUCU
Dermochelys coriacea (leatherback sea turtle) is the source of this 6282-nucleotide messenger RNA. RefSeq names its product ring finger protein 157 (gene RNF157). The record is from RefSeq and is a predicted model, not a curated record. Gene Ontology annotation, cellular component: cytoplasm. Gene Ontology annotation, biological process: protein ubiquitination. Gene Ontology annotation, molecular function: ubiquitin protein ligase activity. Lineage: Eukaryota; Metazoa; Chordata; Testudines; Dermochelyidae. The transcript has 19 exons. The coding region runs from base 395 to 2344 and encodes 649 amino acids.